This is a messenger RNA of Cricetulus griseus (Chinese hamster), 658 nucleotides long. The record is from RefSeq and is a predicted model, not a curated record. NCBI's taxonomy places the organism in Eukaryota, Metazoa, Chordata, Mammalia, Rodentia, Cricetidae.
CUUUACAAGACAGUACCUGAAACGCUUCAUAAGAUCUGCUGAUAAAUACUUCAUGGUUGGCUACAAUGUCAUCUUUUACAUCUUGACAGAAGACUUCUACAAUCUACCGUACUUAGAGUUGGGUCCUCUUCGGUCAUUUAAAACAUUGGUGAUUCUUGAUAGAGAUUACAAUGAAGACUCUAUUCUCAGAAUCAUGAAGAACAUGAAAAGUAAAAUCAUACAUCACAUCCAAUAUGAGGUCAACUUUCUCUUCACUAUGGCUGUGAACCAGGUCUUCAAGAAAGAAUUUGGAGUUGAAACUUUGGGCCAAUCUGUAGCUCAACUCCACUCAUGGUGGUAUUUUAAAACCCCCAGAGAUUUCCCUUAUAAGAGAAGAGUUAAGUCAGCAGCCUUCAUCCCCUUUGGGAAGGGAGACUUCUAUUACCACAGUGGUAUUAUUGGUGGCACAUCCAGUAAUGCUUUAACUUUCAUUAAACAGUAUCUAAAGGGAAUUGCAAAUGACAGCACAAAUAAACUUGACAGCUCAUAUGAAAGACACCUAAAUAAAUAUUUUUUAAUCAAUAAACCCACUAGGGUGUUAUCACCAGAGUACAACUGGAAUCCAAAAUUUAAAACUCCUCCACAGAUAAAGCACAUUAAGGUAGCGUGGCUUCCAUAA